AUGAGGAUUUCUGGAAACUCGCAUCACUUGAAGAAGACCUCGUUGUGGGAGAAUGAUAACCAGACCGAUCCGGAGGCUGAGCUUACAACUGCAGAUAUUGUGGCCAAAGCUACUGCUACAUUUCGAGCUACUCUCGGAGUAAAUAACCCGGAAGGCAUUUGGAGUGCAUUGGGAUUACAUAUCCAGAAGCAGCUUGUGCGGCACAAUGCAGUCAGUAUCACUGACUUCGGUGCGUUUGGCUUUAACCAGAGUGAUGAACCAGUGUUCGUGCCGGACCCAGUGUUUCUCCAUAUGACGCGACUGUGCUUAGCAUCUCGGAAACGUGGCGAUCAAGUACAACCAGCUUUAUCAGAAGAUGAGAACGUUGCAAGUAUCGAAAUACAUGAAGUUGCUGCUGAGUAUCUGCAAAACUGCAGCAAAGACUUGGUGAAAUCGGUAAUCACUAGUGUUCUGGCUUGGGUGAUUGCGUGGGCGAAAGACGGUCAGGAGUUGAGACUAAGCUUUCACCCAGUUGGUGAAUGGAUUUGUGAUGGUAACAGUGUGGAUUUCAAAUUCUCGGAAUAUUUUCUUAAGAAAUUAGAACUCAUCAAGUUAAAGGGAGACAGAGCAAAGAACCCAGAGUCCUCGAGCGAUGGCAACCACUGUGACAACCAGCUUGAGGAUCAGUAUCACGUAGAUGAUGAUCCCUAUGACGUUCACUCAAUUGUAUCAGGUGCCACGAAGAUGAGUUCUAGCUCUAAACGUCUAAAAGGACAGCGCGCAGUGGAUAUCUCUCCAUCCUCUGUAAAGGAAGCAACAAUAAGAAAUGCUGCUCCUGUUACUCGUUCUCGAUCAAAACUAUGGAAACCAACGCUCUCAUCGAUAGCCAAGCAGUUACCGCCUCAUGGACAGCGUCGCACCCGUACUGAAGCAUCGGCGAAGGGGACAAGCAGCAACAAGCGAAGAACAAGUUCGAACCAAAAAUCUGCAGCUAAUCGAAGCCGGUCUGUAUCAUCGAAAAUUGAUCCAACCGACAUCGAAGCUGCUGCGAAAGAAAUAGUCGAUGCUGUGAAAAACUCUCGCCCCACGACAGCAUCCAGCACUCGAACUUGUAGAACCAAUCAGAGUGCUAAGACUGCUUCGCAGCCUACAACACAGCAAUUGGAGACUAUUGAUCGAUUACGCAAGAGACUCCGAAGAACCAAGGCAGUGCAGGGACUCAACGCGAUAGUUGCAGUCUUGAAUCCUAUCAAGACGAGCGCCGUAUCGUCCACUGAACUCAGUUUAUCACUACGAAAACUAGGUGUCAAAAUCUCAUCAGCCGAGCUCAAGGAGAUCGCGACAUCUUUUGCUCACGAGAAACGAGGGUAUAUAGACACUCGCAAACUUCUCGAUGCUCUUCGAGGGCCACCGUUGAGUGGCGAAAGACUUGAUCUAGUGACAAGAAUUUUCCGUCAACUGGAUCCAGAAUGGUCAGGGUCGGUGCACAUUGACAAUUUGGUCAAACAUUAUGAAGUGGGGUUUCUGCCACAAGUUCGAGACGGGAAGCAAAGUAGACUGGAAGCUCUCACAGAAUUUCUUCAAGAAUGGGCCUGCAUCACUGUUGCUACCGACAACAUAUCGUUCGAAACGUUUGCCGAGUACUAUCAUAAUGUAAGCGCCUGUAUCGAUAGUGAUGCUGACUUCGCGCAGUUAAUACACCAAACCUGGCAUAUACCCCAAGAUCAAAACCAAAACCACGAUAAUCAUUCAUGUUCGGGAAGCAGCAACAACGUAGCAACUUCGACCUCCGCUGUGGCGUCGGGUGAUUUUUCAGCUCCUCCGUUGGAUGAGAAUAUAUUGUCUGAUACAGAGGGGAUGAUGAUGCAUUCAGAAACAACAACUUCUCCAGGCGAGGUGUGGUCGUAUCUCCGCACCUUGUUACUAUUCCCGCAAAACUUCGAAGAUGGGGCCAGAAGAUUGCCAACUCUGGAUAAUAUGUGUCGCCGACUAGGUGCAAAUCGCGUUUUGGGUGACGGUAACGAGAGGAUGAACAUCAAAGCUUUUGCUCAUGCGCUGGUUUUGCUGGACAAACGGUUGCCAUACAAGAAAGCAUACGAUCUGGGGCGCUAUGUGGCUGCACAUUGUUGCAAAGAACUUGGCGAUAGUGAAACCAUAGUGCUUCAGUCACUGUACGAUCAGAUUAUGACUAACCCGAACGAAAAAACGGCCAAAGAACUAGCAAUGGAUUCCAACUACGUCGAGUACUACGCCUCAAGAGCUAUCCACAGGAUUCGUGCACGCGUGAAAGAGCUUCGUACCAGCGAUAACGCAACUGACAGUUCUUCACUCGUGGAUCUGACAACUUUAGAGAAAUGGUUACAGGCAUCGAGUUCCAAUGGGGAAUCCCUUCUGUUGAAGUACGAAUUGAGAAGCGCUCUGCUAAAAGUCGGCAUCGACAUCACCUAUCACGAUCUGGAUUACCUCUUCGCCUACUUUGACGUUGAUCGCCAAGGUUUCAUCAACUACGAAACGUUUUUGGAUGCACUCCGUAAUCCCUCGCGUGUUCUACCAAAACUUACCAAGCAGAAGGAAAAGCAAGUGAUGAUACCAGAACGAGCUUGCGAGAAUACUACUAACGUCCAGCCAUCAAAUAGUUUGAUCUCGACAGUAUCAGCUCCGCCUGCUCGACGUAGAAAACAGCUCACACCUCGAGAGCCGCAGCCCAACUACCGUCGCCGAAACGUGAUCUAUCGAACGAUCUAUGACCAAAACGCAAGACCGAUUUUCACCGACUUAUCACUGAACCUCAAUUUCCUCGGAAUCGAGCGACGACGUCGCUGUCAUGCUGCACAAUUGAUACAAACGGUAUUUCGAGGAUUUCGCGCUCGCCAGAUCGUAUCCCAACUUCGUCGUAAAGUGGCCGCCAGGAAUUGUCGCUUCAAUACUUUGGCUCAGGAACAGCAACAAUGGCUUGCCAACAAGAAGAUCCACCGAACUGCUCUACCGACCGCGUAUGGUUUCUAG
Molecule: messenger RNA, 2985 nt
Organism: Phytophthora nicotianae INRA-310
Lineage: Eukaryota; Oomycota; Peronosporomycetes; Peronosporales; Peronosporaceae
Exons: 2
Coding region: 1-2985 (994 amino acids)
Molecular function (GO): calcium ion binding; protein binding
Source: RefSeq, a predicted model, not a curated record